This is a messenger RNA of Tripterygium wilfordii, 2567 nucleotides long. Its product is annotated as exocyst complex component EXO70A1-like. Gene Ontology annotation, molecular function: phosphatidylinositol-4,5-bisphosphate binding. The coding region runs from base 303 to 2207 and encodes 634 amino acids. Lineage: Eukaryota; Viridiplantae; Streptophyta; Magnoliopsida; Celastrales; Celastraceae. The record is from RefSeq and is a predicted model, not a curated record. Gene Ontology annotation, cellular component: exocyst. Gene Ontology annotation, biological process: exocytosis. The transcript has a single exon.
AAAAUCCCACAGCUGCCUUUCUAGACCUUUCAAGGUCCAGACCCCACUCGCACUUCAUUUUCCUAGCUUCCCUUCAAUUCCACAAGAAAAUUUUCAAGAUUCUAUUUCUGCUAAUCUUCUUCAACGAAUAUCUUUUCCAAAAAUUAUCCUCAACUCUUUCUAAUUUCGAAGAAUUUUUGUUUGAAUCGAAAACUUGUAGCUAAUAAUUUGUUGAAAACUUGAUUAAUCAAGAAACUGUGAGAUUCUACGGAUUCUGUGGAAUCUGAUUCUUUGGAGGUUGGAAUCAGAGAGGUGAAUCUAUCAUGGAGCAACCACCGGAGAGUGGAAGUGGGAGAUGGAGUGGUUUGGAAUUCGAGGCGGCGCGGAAGAUAAUAUUACGGUGGGACUCAACCGCAUCGGAGGAAGCUAGGGAGAAGAUGAUCUUCGACGGCGAUCGUGAUGAGGUCAACCGAUACUUACAGGCCGUCGAUGAAAUCCAACGCUCCAUGUCCACCGCUUCCAUUUCCUCCACCGCGGAGGAUCAAGAAAGCAAUAAUAUGGUCAAUAACCCCGCCACCAUCCAGAUCGCUAUGGCUCGAUUGGAGGACGAGUUCCGCAACAUCCUUCUUAUACAUACUAGUCCAAUCGAGGCUGACUCUCUCACUGAUCCUUCAAGCUCAUCGUCCCGCCUCUCCACCGACGAGUCGCUUGAUGAAAGUUUAAGUCUCGGCGAGGGUUUGGAUGCGAGGGUGAAACAACACCAGGAAGAUGAAGAACAACAACCAGAAGGAAUAUCGGCGGACUCGUCAAGUUUCAGUCACUCGAGUUACCGAUCCACGAGUAGUAUUCGCGAGAUCGAUCUGAUUCCAGAGGAAGCAAUUAACGACUUGCAGUGCAUCGCGAAACGCAUGAUCUCUGGUGGAUUCUUGCGAGAGUGUAUCCAGGUGUACGGGAGUGUUAGGAAAUCUGCCGUGGACGCCAGCUUCCGAAGGCUUGGUAUCGAGAAGUUGAGUAUUGGAGACAUUCAGAGGCUUGAAUGGGACGCCUUGGAAACGAAGAUUAGGCGUUGGAUACGUGCUGCGAGGAUCUGCGUAAGGAUUUUGUUCGCGAGCGAGAAGAAGCUCUGCGAACAGAUUUUUGCAGGGGUUGGUACUGCCAUUGACGAUGCUUGCUUUAUGGAGACGAUUAAAGCUCCCGCAAUUCAGCUCUUUAAUUUUGCUGAAGCUAUAAGCAUAAGCAGGAGAUCCCCAGAAAAGUUGUUCAAGAUUCUUGACCUACAUGAUGCGUUGAUGGACCUUCUACCUGAUAUUGAAGCUGUAUUCGAUUCGAAAUCGUCUGAUUCCAUUCGUGUCCAGGCGGCAGAGAUCCUAUCCAGGUUAGCGGAGGCAGUAAGAGGGAUUUUGUCAGAGUUUGAGAAUGCUGUGUUGCGUGAACCUUCUAGGGUUCCUGUCCCUGGAGGGACUAUACAUCCCUUGACUAGGUAUGUGAUGAAUUACAUCAGUUUGAUCUCCGAUUACAAACAGACUUUGAUUGAGCUUAUUAUGUCAAAACCAUCUACUGGGUCAAGGAAUUCAGGUGAUCCAACCACCCCGGAUAUGGAUUUUGCUGAGUUGGAGGAGAAAACUCCCUUAGCACUUCAUUUGAUUUGGAUUAUUGUGAUUUUGCAAUUCAAUUUGGAUGGCAAGUCCAAACAUUACAAAGAUGCAUCAAUAUCCCAUCUCUUUAUGAUGAACAAUGUUCACUAUAUAGUUCAAAAGGUGAAAGGGUCACCAGAAUUGAGAGAAAUGAUUGGGGAUGAUUAUUUGAAGAAGCUAACAGGGAAAUUAAGGCAGGCAGCAACCAGCUACCAGAGAGCAACAUGGGUGAAUGUUUUGCAUUGUUUAAGAGAUGAGGGAUUACAUGUGAGUGGGAGUUUCUCUUCUGGGGUAUCAAAGAGUGCAUUGAGAGAGAGGUUUAAGACCUUCAAUGCUAUGUUUGAGGAGGUUCAUAGGACUCAAGCUACAUGGCUGGUACCAGAUCCUCAGCUUAGGGAGGAGCUACGAAUAUCGAUAUCGGAGAAGUUGAUUCCUGCUUACAGGUCAUUUCUCGGGCGGUUCAGGAGCCAUAUAGAGAGUGGAAAACACCCAGAGAAUUACAUCAAGUACUCGGUUGAGGAUUUAGAGGAUGCUGUUUUAGAUUUUUUUGAGGGUUACCCUGUAUCCCAGAACUUGAGGAGGAGGUCUCAUUGAAGGGGUGGUGAUGGUAUGUUUGCUUAAGUUAGAAAAUUAGGACACAUUCUUUGAAUUUUUUUUUUGUGGAAUAUUUGGGGGGAUAUGGUGCUGGUGAAUCUGGGCUAUUUUACUGUUCUUUAAGCAUAUCUUAUAGUUCUCUCAACUUAUGUGAAAAAGAUUGAUUUCAUUGGAAACAUCAGGUGUAGCUAUCCAGAAUAGCCAGGUUCCUAAGCCUGAAUGCUUCUGCACUGUAGCAUAUUGUUUGUUUUUAUUACCACAUUAAAUUAUUUUUGUUGCACUUGUUCAUAUGGAAUAUUGCCGCACCUGCAUAUGUGGUUUCUCUUCAAUCUAUGAUAUCAAAUGGCAUUUUUUCGUGUA